This is a messenger RNA of Erpetoichthys calabaricus (reedfish), 2627 nucleotides long. RefSeq names its product E3 ubiquitin-protein ligase TRIM50-like. The coding region runs from base 489 to 1937 and encodes 482 amino acids. The transcript has 8 exons. Gene Ontology annotation, molecular function: zinc ion binding; protein binding. The record is from RefSeq and is a predicted model, not a curated record. NCBI's taxonomy places the organism in Eukaryota, Metazoa, Chordata, Cladistia, Polypteriformes, Polypteridae.
GCUAACUUGAAAAGCUGCCUGCUACUUCAACUUGAUUUGCUGAGACAGUAAAGUUGAGAAAGUGAUGUGCGCAGACCUUGCGCGUUAUAAACGCCGCCUUGCGGUUGUUUCUGCAAUGAAACUUGUCUGAUAUGGCAUGGCAUGGGUAAUCAUAAGACUACCUACUACUUGCCAAUUUGAUAAAGCCCAAGGUGACCGAUCCUUUGUGUAAAACACACAGAACGUCUGGGUGACAAGUGGAUACUGCUCUGAGGGCAGUGCUGGAGACACUCUAAUAUGCGGACUUUCUGGCUACACAUGUGAAGGUGAAAUGAUUUCUUUACUUCAAAGGCUGGCUCCUAUAUUUUAUUUUUUAACAUUGUUGCUUCUGGAUCCUUUUGAUGAACAUGUCUGAAGUGUAAUUCUGCUCUGAAGGUUCUAAACGAAAACUGCAAAAUUUGCGUACAUUUACUGCCAAAGGUUCAAGCUAUUUUUCCUAUACCCCUAAGAUGGCACGUCGAUGUAGCUUUGAGUCCCUGGAGGACCAGCUCCUGUGUCCUAUCUGCCUGGAGGUGUUUGUGGAGCCACUGAUGCUAAAAUGUGGUCAUUCCUAUUGCAAAUCCUGCAUAAGUUCCCUGGCUGUUGAUCCGUUCAGCCAGUUCCCAUGUCCUGUGUGCCGUUGUGAAGUGGACUGGAGCAGUUCCCCACCCAAUGUGUCUUUAGCCAGGAUUGUGGAAGCUCUCAGGGAACUGAAUGGUGGCAGCUCAGAGGCUGAGACCUGUGUGGAACACCAUAACCCACUCAGCUUGUACUGUGAACAAGACAAGGAGGUCAUCUGUGGUUUGUGUGGCAGCAUUGGAGCACACAGGAGCCACAAAAUCACCCCUAUCACAAGUGUAUAUAGCAGGAUGAAGGAGGAUCUGUCCACUUUGAUGACUGAAAUUCAGACACAGAAGAGAAAGCUGGAAGGGCAGAUUUGUAAAAUGGCAUAUAACAAAUCACGAAUUACGAAUGAGUCAGAUGUCUUCAAGUGGGUCAUUCAUAAAGAAUUUGGUGAGCUGCGACACUACAUUGAGGAAGAGGAGUCCAACUUUGUGCAAAUGGUGGAGCUAAAGGCAAAUGCCCUGAUUAGCACAAUUGAACAGCAAGUUGCAGACAUGACUCAAACACUGGGCAAGUUUCAGGAGAUCCAGAGCACUUUGGAGCAGUUGAACAAUGAGAAUCACCUCAACUUCAUCAGGAAGUAUGGCUGUAUCGUUCUUAGGUGUAGAGAAGCACAACAACAACAGCAGACAGCCAUUGUGGUGUACAGUGCAAUUUCUUUUAAGCCAGGCUUCCACAAUGAUGACAUCAAAAUGACUGUGUGGAAGAGACUUCACCGGAGAGUACUGCCAGCCCCUGAGAUCCUGAAGCUUGACCCCCUGACAGCACACCCAAUGCUAAAACUGAGCCGUGACAACACAGCGGUGGAGUGUGGCAUCCUGGUCAACAGGGUGCCCAAUAAUAUGGAACGUUUCAGCUACAGUUACUGUGUUCUAGCAAACCGAGGCUUUUCUUCUGGUAAGCACUACUGGGAAAUAAUUGUUGGAGAGAAGAUAAAGUGGAGGCUAGGCCUCAUUAAGGGGACCACAAGUCGCAAGGGCAAACUUCCCAAGAACCCAGACAGCGGAGUGUGGCUAAUAGGACUGAAGGAAGGCCGUCUGUAUGAAGCUUUUGCCAACACUCGCAUACCAAUUCCUGUGACAUCUAGGCCAAGCAAGAUUGGAAUCUUCCUGGAUUAUGAGAAAGGUGAACUGACUUUUUACGAUGCAGACAGUGACAAUGAGCUUGGCUUCAUCUACAGUUUCCAGGCAGAGUUGCAGGGAAAGGUAUAUCCUCUCUUUGAUACUUGCUGGCAUGAAAGGGGAACAAAUACUCUUCCCCUUAUUCUAUGCCAUUCUAAUAAAAAGACUUCCUGAGGUAAAAGUUUAGAAAACCACAGAAGAUAAAAUGUAAAGAUAUACUUGGGUUUUUUUUUUUUAUUAGGAAAGCCUGUGGCCUGCUUAACAGAGAUCAGUCAUUAGUCCGAUGAACAAAUUACUUGUGGCUAUAAAAUGAUUCAUUUAACAACACUUUGAGACCAUAAUGGUCUCAAAAGUCUUAAUCUGUAAAUCCUAGCAGGUACAGUUUUAAUUAAUAGCCCCCACAUCUAUAGGUGAGCACUUGGGAUAAAAUGUGUAAAUUUCCUAAAUGUUCAAAAUAUGAAUCUGAAAGUAAUUUGUAUGUACAUGGAUACUGGAAAAUAGCAUAUGAUGAUCUGCAAAGGAAAUGAAGUAUAUAGUAUUAUUGAGAACUCUAUACUAUACAUAUUUGAAAUGACUAACAUAAAACUGGCCUUAUGGCUAUGGAGUAACAAGAGCAAAAGCUUGUAUGUAGUCUCCCUUCUGCGUAACUAACAUAAAGGUGUAAUUCAAAUCCAAAAUGUAAGGUCAGAUGAUUCACUGUUAAAUGUUUUUCAGACUACACAUGCCACUUCUUUGCAUUUUAACUCACUAGGCCCCACUACCUGUUUUCAUAUCCCCACAUACAGCAUUUUAAAGGAAUUAACACAAGUAGGGCCAAAAAAGUUUUCAGAAUAAUAUUUUAGUUUUGAAGGCCUUUAGGAUGAC